Molecule: messenger RNA, 2028 nt
Organism: Morchella importuna
Lineage: Eukaryota; Fungi; Ascomycota; Pezizomycetes; Pezizales; Morchellaceae
Exons: 3
Coding region: 1-2028 (675 amino acids)
Source: RefSeq, a predicted model, not a curated record
AUGGACCAGGAACACACCGGCCACCGUGACCGCCGACCCCGUUUCGAGCUGUGGAGGCGGCAGCAGCAGCAACAAGAUACAGCACAGCAGUCGCAGGGUUCCGGGAUUGGGAUUAGACGCCAGGAGCUGCGGAUAUCAGCUAUCGGUCCACCGCGCAGCCUGCAAACACCAGCACCACCGGCCACUGCAACUCCACCUCCUCCACCUCCUCCACCUCCUCCACCUCCUCCACCUCCACCUCCUCCUCCUCCUCCUCCUCCUCCUCCUCCUCCUCAAGCUCCUCAAGCUCCUGCAGACCUCAACAGUGCCAGUGGGAGCUCCAUGCAGAGGCCCCCCUUCACAGCUCCCACCUCUACCUCACACCCGUCUUUCCGGUCCCAGUCCCCCGGACGCCCCACGCCCACGCCCACGCCCACGCCCCAUGAAGCACCCCCGCCAGCACCAACGCAGACCCCUGGAGCCCCCCGCAACCCCGCAACAGCAACAACAACAACAACAACAACAACCGCACAACCCCCGCCAGAGACGCUGCAGCCCACGCCCUUCCCGCACUGCCAGAUCUCUCUCGGCAUCGACACGUCCGGCUCCACGUCCGGCCGCGUCAUCGCCUCGGAGCGCGAGUUCGUCACAAAGAUCGUUCUGCAGCUCGUGCAGGGCAACGUCCAGCAGAACGUGCACGUCCUGCCCUGGUCAACCACCGCGCUGCGGCCCUGCCUCAUUGCGGAUCUACACCGGCUGCGGUCGGGCGGCGGUACGGACCCCGCCGUCCUGCUGCGGUCGGAGCAGCACCUGGCGGCCCUGAAGAGGAGCAAUGUGUGGUUCCUGCUCACGGACGGGCAGGUUAGUAACAAUGGUGUCAGCCAGCUGGCGACGACGCUGACGGCGAAGAGAAUGCACGGCGUGCCGUGUGUGAUUGUGAUCUUUGGGACGGGCGUGAGUGCGCCGGCGAGGUGUGAUAUCUCGGUGGGCAUCUCCCCGUUUGCGGCGGUGCCGAACUCGGCGCUGUUGUAUCAGAACAUCACGAGUAGGACGUGCUAUGUGCUGGCGACGAAGGGCUGCUUCAAUAAGCUGCUGCCGGACGGGGCGUCGCAGCCCGUGCUGGACGAUGCCACGCGGUGGGCGGAUCUGCCGACGAUCCGGCCCGACACGGCGUUCGAGAACAUUGUCGUCCCGGCGGCGCGGGAGCUUGCGCCGGGCGAGCUCGCGCUGAGUAACGAUCUGACGAUCGACUUCAACAAUCUGUUUUCCUCGGACCUGGACGACGGCCAGGUUAAUAGCUUGCUAGGGAACGAGGAUCAUCUCCAGGCGAUCCUGCUUUCUUCGCACUCGCGCGGGCAGUUCUCGGAUACGCUUACGUGGCUGGAGCGACAGAGUUCGGUCUCUGCUACGGAUGCGACGAGGGAUGAUGCGGCGCGGUCGACUAUUCGUGAUAUCUCUACGGCGAUUGCGAACCGGCGGUCUUCCGGGCCGGAGUUUGAGAGGUUGGCUCAGGAGCUUAGAGAGACGCAUAGGACAAACGCCAUGCACCGCCAUUCCCGCUCUCGAGUAAUCGACAAUGCCAUCAGCUCCCUCUACGAAACCUCCAGCCGCGGCUUCCAACACCAGCCCAUCACCAGCAAACGCCCAGUCUCCGUCGCCCUCAAACCGCCGCCGCCCCCCGUGUCCAAAUCCUUCAAAGGCGACUGCGGCAUCUGCUACGAGAGCGACAUAAUCCUCACCGUCCUGCUCAAGCGGCCCCACGCCUACAACGCCGCCACCGCGCGGCGCAACGUCCGCCUCGUGUUCCCACUCUCGGCCGGCGGCGCCCCAGAGAACGACAUCAUCUCCACCUUCCUCGUCUGCGAGAACUGCGCCGUGUAUCUCGUCGAAGCCGGCGAGACGCCGUUCCGCGAGCGGGCGACCUCCGCACUGCCGCUCGUCUCGUGGACGGAGCGGUCCUCGCAGUGGCGCGCAACGCUGCUGAAGGCGCUCGACGGCUUCACGCCGGACUCGGUCAGCGUGCUGCCGCUGCUCGGCAUCGGGCGCUGA